Penicillium digitatum Pd1 is the source of this 123-nucleotide messenger RNA. Lineage: Eukaryota; Fungi; Ascomycota; Eurotiomycetes; Eurotiales; Aspergillaceae. The record is from RefSeq and is a predicted model, not a curated record.
AUGUCUUGCGGCUUCGUGGCGAAUGUCUCUUGCAUGAAGCAGAUCAAAAAUAUCUCCGACCUAGACAGAACAAAAAAAAAUUUAAACUACACACUUUUCCACAUGAUUCAACUCUUAAACUAA